CUUGACGCGCGGCGAUAAAGCAUCAAAAUAUAAUUUGUGUGAUUAAACUCGUGCCGUUAAUCCACCGUCAUGGCGCCUUAAAGCAGCGGAGGAAGCCGCGGGUUCGUGCUCGGAUGUUGACCGGAGUCAGUGCGCUGUUCUCCGCUGAGCCGUGACGCUGCGCCCCCCGAAACCCACACGGCUGCGGCCACAAUGAGCUCGGAGCAGCAGGGCGCCAGCGAGGACGCCGACGAGUCUCAGGACAGGCCCGACGGCGACAAAGAGCUGAACCCCGGCGUGGACGACUCGGACGACUCGGAUGAUGAUGACAUCCCCCGGGAGGUGGCACCGGCUCGGCCCCGGAGCAGCGAGGAGCGACCGGAGCGAGGGGAGCGAAGCGAGCGCGGGGGCGGCGGCGGUGGCGCAGGGUCCCCGGCGCCCGGCGCGCAGGAGCCCCCUUGCCCGCCGAGCACCGCGCCGCAGCCGGGGAGCAGCGGGGCGGACAGCGUGUUCUCCUGGCUGCGGAGCAGGACUAUCAGGCGAGGGUUGUUUGUAGACCCAGCCAGAGACAACUUCAGGACAAUGACCAGUCUGUACUGCUCCAUGAACCCGGCCACGGAGUCCGUGAACCUGAGCACCCAGACCCACGGAGCAGUGUUCAACCUGGAGUACUCCCCGGACGGGUCGGUGCUGACUGUGGCCUGCGAGCAGACGGAGGUCCUGCUGUUUGACCCCAUCUCCUCCAAACACAUCAAAACCCUGACGGAGGCCCACGAGGACUGUGUCAACAACAUAAGGUUUUUGGACAAUCGCUUGUUUGCCACCUGCUCCGACGACACCACUAUUGCAUUGUGGGAUCUCCGCAAGCUGAACGCAAAGGUGUGCUCUCUGCACGGCCACGCCAGCUGGGUGAAGAACAUCGAGUACGACACCAACACGCGGCUGCUCGUCACGUCGGGCUUCGACGGCAACGUCAUCACGUGGGACACUAACAGGUUUACAGAGGACGGCUGCCCGCACAAAAAGUUCUUCCACACCCGCUACCUGAUGAGGAUGCGUCUGACGCCCGACUGCUCCAAGAUGCUCAUCUCCACGUCCUCGGGGUACCUGCUCAUCCUCCACGACCUGGACCUCACCCAGUCCCUGGAGGUGGGCAGCUACCGGAUGCUGCGGGCGCGACGCACCCCCCUCACCUCCGACGGCGGCUCGUCGGCACACAGGUCAGCUGGAACUCCUCGCCACGGAAAUGACUCCAGCAAGAUCCACCCUCACAGAGAAGGACUUUCUCCCCGGAAUAGUCUGGAGGUGUUGACUCCAGAGAUCCCAGGAGAGAGGGACAGAGGGAACUGCAUCACCUCCCUGCAGCUCCACCCAAAGGGCUGGGCCGCGCUCAUCCGCUGCUCCAGCAACAUGGACGACCAGGAGUGGACGUGUGUGUAUGAGUUCCAGGAUGGAGCGCCCACCCGCCCGCUGGUCUCCCCCCGCUGCUCGCUCCGCCUCACCCACUACAUCGAGGAGGCCAACGUGGGGCGGGGCUACAUCAAGGAGUUGUGCUUCAGCCCGGACGGCCGGCUCAUCUGCUCGCCGUACGGCUACGGCGUCCGCCUGCUGGCCUUCGACGAGCGCUGCGGCGAGCUGGUGGACUGCCUGCCCGUCCAGACCAGCUGCCUCAAGGAGAUCCGCUCCAUCUACUCGCACAGCGACGUGGUGCUCACCACCAAGUUCUCCCCCACACACUGCCAGCUGGCCUCGGGCUGCCUCAGUGGGCGCGUGGCGCUUUACCAGCCCAAGUUUUAGCAUCCGGGGCGAUCAGAGGACGAUGCACUGCAGACCUGGGUCGAGACGCGCUGAUCGGGAACUAGAUCAGGAACGAUUCUGAAGUUGCACUGCCCCAAAAAUAUUAAAUGUGCAGCUUCAUAUUUUCUCUGAUUUUAGACCCUUGUCGUCUAAUAUACGCAGAAAUUUGUCAUUCAAAACACUCUGGCCUCUUCGGUAUCAUUCGGUGUAAACUACACAAUACAUGCAGAUAUUUCACAUAGUGUGACACAUCUAAAAGUCACUUCUCUUUGAGGCUCGUUUGACUUUAAAACACUUAUUUGAACCCGAACCCUUAAAAAAAACACCCAUCUGGAAACUAAUCUGGUUUAAGCAGAUCUCAAAUAACUUCUCUGAGCGCCUCUUGACUCGGGUCUGCAGCUGUGGAGCCGACUCAGUUUGUUCGGAAAAGGAGAAGAAGAAGUCUUUGGCAGCCCCCCCCCCCCCCCCCCACUGACCAGACUGCAGCAGUGGAUGGAAUCUUUCAGCCCGUCUGAACUUCACUGGGUUAAAAAGGACCAGGGGGCUUUGCCAUCUACUCAAAAACUUUGACUCUCUUGACCGGGGAUCGUCGUGACUCUUCUGUGGCUGUUUUUUCACACGAGAUGAAUUUUGGUUUCUCGCUGUAGAAAACUUUGACUUGUUGUGAGACUCGGGACGUCCACGUGUUGCUGUGUCGGCAGAAAAAAACACUAAGGAUGCAAACAGACGUUGAUCCACUGAUUCCUCCGUGGCCGAACGCCUCGCUCUGCUCAUGCCUUCUUUUCUACAGGUGCUGCUUCUCUGCUCAUACAAUCUGAACUUUAAAGGACCUCAUCGUUGUCGCCUUUCUCCUCCACUUCUGACCCACCUUUACUUUUUCUCCUCCACCUCUGCCCUGUUGUUUUCGGUUUCAUCGUGUGAAUGUUUUUACUGGUGACAUCGGUGGAACCGCGUCGGCACUGCUCACAGCACGGUGCUCGUUUCUCUCCACAGUUUGGGUUUAUCUUCAGUCUGUGAAAGGAAACUUUAUGCUCUCUGAAAAGAGAAAGUCCACCUGCUGUUACGAUCACAAAUCUACAAUUUAAAUCCCAACAGUAUCAAGGAAAUCAGACAUUUCAAACCACAUCUUUUCCCCCAAAGGAUUUAUUUUGAUCUCUCAAAAUCAGUCCACUGGUUCCCUUUGAGAACAGAAAUAUCUAUAAUCCGCUCACAAAUGUAGUUUCUCGUUUCUGGCACUGUAGCUGUAACUCAAACAAAAGUAAAUUGUGAAAUUGGUCGGGAGAAGUUACUUCAACUCAUUUUGGUUCACGAGUGAAUGAUUCCGCAGCAGGAUGGUGUUUGUUGGAUUAAGUCAAAACUAGAAACUUCUGUCAAGGCCCCAUAAUCUCCUUUAUAAAACUAUGUUUACAUUUGAUAGAUCUUUAUUAUGUAUGUGGAUCUGUGUGUAUAAAUAUCAGUGCCCUACAAAUUAUUUUCUUUAAGAUCCAUGAAUUAUUAUCUGAGAUAUAAGUGUAAAUGUAAAGAAAUAGCCUGGAUCCAGUUGCUUCUCUGGGUUUUGCACCAAACUUUAUUGGGUUCUUUCCACAUUCUGCCUCCUUCUACCAAGUUUCACCACAAACUGUUUUUACUUAAUCCUGCAAACUUAACUAACACCAAUGAAAACCAAGCCUCCAUCUAGUUCACAGGGAAGAAGGGAAAUGUUCAUGUGUUUUUAACAGUAUCACAGAUAAUAUUUGUUUGUAGAAUCAGAUCAGUUUGUUGUUUUUUGUCUUGUUGAUGUUUUGUGGGCUGAAGAAUCUUCUUCAGUUUCAUAUUCACAGGAUUGUUGAUUCCUCUUCAUCAGUAUUUGGUUCCUUUCCUCUCAUCUCAUCCUCUCGUCACAAAUGCUUUGUUUUCUUUCUUCUCUCAGUAGCGAGCGGAUCCCCUCGACUGUUUAACCACUGUUGACGCUUUGUGUGUGAAACCUGUGUAGUAUAUCUGCUGUAAGAACCAAGCACACGUGUGGGUGUGCGAUGUAAAGUGGCUGCGGUGCAAAGCGACUGCAGCGUAGAUCAUUAUGUGCUGUCGUGUGACCGAUAGAUAAGAGUGUACUACUAUGCAGACCGGCCUUUAUGAAGAUUCAACCUUCUUAUUUAUGUGAGCGUGUCGCUCCGCGUGUGCAGCUGUCAGAUGCCAAAAUGUGACCUGAACGUACACAUCUGCUCUUAUUGGGUUUUAAAAUAUUUCUUUACAUGUUGCAAAAGCUUCAACUUAAAAAAACAACAAAGAUUUGUUUGACUUCUUGGGGAAAUGAGCCGGUUGUCUUUUCCUGUGGGAGAGUGAGGAGAGAAUGUUGCUUCCACUGUUUAUCUGCAGUGAUUUGGCCUCUCGGGUAUAAUUUUGAUCAAAACCAUCCAGAAAUGAACAGAACUCAAAAUGUGGGAACGCUGAAAACACCCGGACCCGGAGUCUCCAGCUCGAUAAAGUGUGGAGGCCGUGUUCACUCCCUGCUCACGGUUAAAUACAUGUGAACUGAACGCAGCUUUAAAAACUAUAAUAUAAACAGAAAUAUGAUGUUAAACUGUUUUUUAUCUGCAGCGGUGUGGCCUCUUCAGUCUCAUUUAGUUUAUAUGAAUCAAAUCAAUCCAAAAACGUGAACAAUAAAAAGUGUUGGAAACUUAAAUAACAUUUUCUGACAUAAGUUUAAAAGUGAUCACAGAACCAGACGGGUGAGAUUUACAGACCUCAUCAUCUCAUAUAUGCAGAUAUUUGUUGUGCCAGACUGUAUUCGAUAUAAUUUAUUAUCAGUUAUUCAAAAACCAUCAGAGGAAAUUACAUUUGUUCAACGUUAAAUAACAUAAAGCUUCAAAAACGUUUCCUGGCCUUUGUUUUAAAGUGCUCGGGGAACCAGAUUUACACAAUGCAGAUAUUUCACAUCAAGUUCCAAACGUCUCGGCUACAGGUCAGUGUUCCCGGAGGUUAGGUUGACUUUAAACACUUUUUUAUGUAUUGUGAUUUUCCUGUAACCCUCGGACUGACUGAAAACCCAUCUGGAAGCUAAACGGGAUAAAGUAAAUUAAAAAAAACACAAUUUCAAGCACCUCUUCAGUCAAGUCUGCAAUUUCCCGCUCAGAGUUUUAAGGAGGUGUCCUGAACAGAAGCUUCACAGACGUCAACACUCUCGAUAAACUCUCUGACAGAAACUGACACAGGUUGAAUCAACAAACUAUAUAAAAAGUCUUCUAACCACAGGUGUAACUCAGCCACAUCAUGGUUGUGUGUGUGUGUGUGAGGAAGGAGGCGUUGAACACUUUGUACCUCAGUGCUCACGAUGUUGGUGUUUCUCUCUCAGCUCCGUCAAUCAGGGACUUUUUGUUUUCCCUGAUUUCAUAAAUAAUCUACAUCUACAGUAACAGGGGUCGAGCUGAAGGUCAAUGGAGCCUCAGGCUGAACAUGAACUCCAAAGCUCUUCACACAGAAGUGUCUUAUCUCUGUUUCACUUCAAGUGAAGAAACAAAGGGAUUCAGUUUGUUAUGAUGCUUCCUUCUCGUUUCCUUGUCUCCUCUGACCUGGCUCCUGUUGAUUGAAUGUUCUCUGCUCUCUACUUGUGCUCCGUCACCUCCCAGCUGAGCAGGUGGAGGCGCAGGAGACACACAAACAUGUUGAGUUACACACACAUUGUUGUUUCCUUCCUGGCUUCAAACGGCAAGUUGUCCCCACAACGGUACUUAUUCUGAUUCUCACAGAAAUUAAAGGUUGGCUUCUUUUGCACUGCG
Platichthys flesus (European flounder) is the source of this 5531-nucleotide messenger RNA. It is a transcript of the gene wdr32, whose product is annotated as WD repeat domain 32. Gene Ontology annotation, cellular component: Cul4-RING E3 ubiquitin ligase complex. The transcript has 7 exons. Lineage: Eukaryota; Metazoa; Chordata; Actinopteri; Pleuronectiformes; Pleuronectidae. The record is from RefSeq and is a predicted model, not a curated record. The coding region runs from base 193 to 1776 and encodes 527 amino acids. Gene Ontology annotation, molecular function: protein binding.